AUGAAAUACAUACCCCCAUUAAAUUUCUCACCAGUGGUAAGCACAGAUGUAUCGUUAUACCGAUCAGGGUACCCAAUGUCGCUGAACUAUAGUUUCAUCAAGGACCAACUACAUUUGAAGACAAUAAUAUAUAUCGGCGACAAAGAAACGCCGCUGGAGGAGUAUCAGAGUUUCUUGGACCUAGAAAGGAUAAAAUACCACCAUAUUUUCAUGGAUUCCAGUCGUGAUGAAGGGAUUCAAGAAAGGAUGAACCAAGUAUUAAACUUGGUACUGGACGUUAGGAACUACCCCAUUUUAGUGCAUUCCAAUAAGGGCAAGCAUCGUGUAGGAGUGGUGGUGGGAAUCAUAAGGAAACUACUACAAGGCUGGACCACUGCAGGCAUAUACCAAGAGUACGGGUUGUUUUCCGGUGGGAUGAAAGAUGGAGUGGAUUUGGAGUUUAUCACGAUGUUUGAAACCAAUCUGAAGAUUCCAAGAGACAUUAUUCCUGGGUUUGCUAGAAGAUGUUUGUAUUUAAAUGAGCUCGAAGGCGAGGAAGGAAGUGGUGACGAAUCGGGAAGCGAAUCCAUACUUACCGCGAAGCAGUCAAUGUGA
Messenger RNA from Saccharomyces eubayanus, 594 nucleotides. RefSeq names its product Oca2p (gene OCA2). The coding region runs from base 1 to 594 and encodes 197 amino acids. Lineage: Eukaryota; Fungi; Ascomycota; Saccharomycetes; Saccharomycetales; Saccharomycetaceae. Gene Ontology annotation, cellular component: cytoplasm. The transcript has a single exon. Gene Ontology annotation, molecular function: inositol diphosphate tetrakisphosphate diphosphatase activity; phosphatase activity. Gene Ontology annotation, biological process: protein dephosphorylation. The record is from RefSeq and is a predicted model, not a curated record.